CUCGGCUGUAACCACCGGAAUAACGUCACUCUACUUGCGCUGGUUGUUGACGAGAAUGCAAGAAGGUAAAUAGGAUAAAGUGAAAUUAUUUCUCGUCGAACUAUAAUUUUACACAUCGCUUAACGAUAACAGAAUGCGUAACCUCUUUCUUCAGUUUGUGACAGCUUGGUACAAAUAAGGAACACUGUCCUUUGAGAUUGCCGUACUGUUGCAAGUGAAAGUUGCAGCAGUGCGAGCAUGGUGACCACAUCGGAGAGCCCCCGAGGGGCAUCAGCUUCGGGAAGCGAAGAGGGUAACACAGGCACCCAAGAUGGAAAUUUUGAAUGCAACAUCUGCCUUGACACAGCAAAAGAUGCAGUUGUGAGCCUCUGCGGCCAUUUGUUCUGCUGGCCCUGCCUGCACCAGUGGUUGGAGACUCGGCCAAACAGACAGGUGUGCCCUGUAUGCAAGGCUGGCAUUAGCAGAGACAAAGUGAUCCCUCUUUAUGGACGAGGUGGCUCUAAGCAAGACCCAAGAGACAAACUUCCUCCCCGUCCCCCUGGACAAAGAUCAGAGCCGGAGAACAAUGCUGGCUCUUUUCCCUCCUUUGGAUUUGGCGACACAGGAUUUCACAUGUCGUUUGGAAUUGGUGCUUUUCCUUUCGGUCUGUUUGCAUCUACAUUCAACUUCGGUGAUGGACGUCCACCCCCAACCGUGGGGAGCGAGGAGCACCGCCAGGAUCAGUUUGUGUCACAGGUCUUUCUCUGGGUUGCCUGCCUGUUCUUGGUCUGGCUAAUCAUGGCAUGAGGCUGGAGUGGGUUUCCCUUGCCUUGGGUGUGCAAUUGACACCCUUUUACCGGUCAGCGGCGGUGUGACAGACAAACCGAGCAUGUACCAUGUACAUCAGGAAGAGCUUUCAAAUCUCUGAAAUUUUGUGGGGCUCAUCUUUUGCCAUUUAAUGCAGCACUACUAGCAAGCUUUUAUAUUUACGUUGGGAGGGUAAUGCCUCUCCUCUUCGCUGGUGUUCUAUAAGGGAGAUGUACAGGAUAUUGACGAGAACAGGGAAGAUGGAAUGAGGAUUGCCGGGGUUUCGAUUAUGUGUGGAGCUAAAGGGUUAAUAUGUAAGCAGCUGCAUACGGGGCACAGAUGUCAAAGUUGGCAUUCCGUAGCGAGCUACGGCAGAUUACACGAAGCUUGACGUGGCUCGAGAGACAGUAAUAUAUUUUCCUUUUCGUACUGUUGUCACUUGAUUUUUUUUUUUUUUUUUUGUCAUGGUAUGUAAAUAAAACGUGGUGGUAUUUGA
Molecule: messenger RNA, 1282 nt
Organism: Ornithodoros turicata
Lineage: Eukaryota; Metazoa; Arthropoda; Arachnida; Ixodida; Argasidae
Product: E3 ubiquitin-protein ligase RNF185-like
Exons: 6
Coding region: 238-786 (182 amino acids)
Biological process (GO): ubiquitin-dependent protein catabolic process
Cellular component (GO): endoplasmic reticulum
Molecular function (GO): ubiquitin-like protein conjugating enzyme binding; ubiquitin protein ligase activity; metal ion binding
Source: RefSeq, a predicted model, not a curated record